Nicotiana tabacum (common tobacco) is the source of this 318-nucleotide messenger RNA. The record is from RefSeq and is a predicted model, not a curated record. Lineage: Eukaryota; Viridiplantae; Streptophyta; Magnoliopsida; Solanales; Solanaceae.
AUGUAUGAUGAAACUAAGACUAGGGUUAAGACGGUAGAAGGGGACUCGGAAUACUUCUCAUUUGUUAUGGGGUUGCAUCCAGGAUCCGUGCUUAGACCAUUUUUAUUUGCCUUGGUAAUGGACAUUUUGACGCGUCACAUUCGAAGGGAGGUGUCGUGGUGCAUGUUAUUUACUGCUGACAUAGUACCGAUUGACGAGAUGCGAAGUGGUAUUAACGUGAGACUAGAGGUUUGGAGACAAACCCUAGAGUCAAAAGAUCAAGUUGAGCAGGAUCAAAACGGAAUACUUGGCAUGCAAGUUCGGCAGCGUGACUCAUGA